Molecule: messenger RNA, 2099 nt
Organism: Exophiala viscosa
Lineage: Eukaryota; Fungi; Ascomycota; Eurotiomycetes; Chaetothyriales; Herpotrichiellaceae
Product: Alpha/Beta hydrolase protein
Exons: 2
Coding region: 97-1884 (595 amino acids)
Molecular function (GO): dipeptidyl-peptidase activity
Source: RefSeq, a predicted model, not a curated record
ACUGACAAUAAUACUUCUUCAGUGCUCAAAUUCACGUGUAGUGCGCGUCUUACAUACCUUGUUGCUAGCCAAGAAUACCCGGUGAUCUAUUGCAACAUGGUGGCUCAAUAUCCAGAUAUCUCCUCUGUGGACAAGAAGUCUUUCGAAUACGUUUACGAGCAAAACGUGACGAUUCCGUUGAAAAGCUCCGAGGGUAUUGUACGUUGCAAUGUCUACCGCCCGAAAGAUGAGAGCAAGCGAUACCCGUGCUUAGUGACGUAUGGCCCCUAUGGAAAGGACAUCCCUUACUCCGAUUUCCAUGCACAAUCCUAUUCGGAGGUGAACCCAGAACACAAAUCGCAGCAUUCAGCAUGGGAGACACCGGAUCCCAAAUACUGGACAUCUCAUGGAUAUGCUGUUAUUCGUGUGGAUGAACGAGGACUGGGUCAAUCGCCCGGCAUCCUCGACACCAUGUCGAAGGGCACAAGCGAAGCAUUUUUCGAUUCCGUGGAAUGGGCUGCCGACCAACCUUGGUCGAGUGGCAAGGUUGGGCUGCUCGGUAUCUCUUACUACGCUGGCAGCCAGUGGAGAGUGGCAGCGCUUCAGCCAAAGGGACUUUCAGCAAUCAUUCCAUGGGAAGGGAUGAGUGACUAUUACCGCGACCGGUGCCGUCAUGGGGGAAUUCUCUCCAAUGAGUUCAUCCGAUUCUGGUGGAAUCGUCAAGUUCUGAGCAAUCAAUAUGGCCUCGGUGGUCGUCAAGCGAGGAAGUGGGGCCCUGAUACCAUCGACGGUGACCUGUCGCCAGAAGAACUGGAGAAGAACCGAAACGACCAGAACCUCGACAACCAAAACAACCAUUACCGAGACGACCCGUAUUAUGCUUCCAAGGAGUACAACAUGGACGACAUCAAGGUACCCGUUUUGAGUGUCGGGAACUGGGGCGGCAUCCUCUUACAUCUCAGAGGAAAUGUGGAGGGUUUUACACAUGCUGGGUCAAAGUUCAAAUAUCUGAGAUUUUGCGUCGGGCGACAUGAUCUACCCUUCUAUUACCACGAACAGGUUGAGUUACAAAGGAGCUUCCUCGAUGCCUUCUUACAUGGCCAAGAUAGGGUUGGGUGGUCAACUGAGGGGAAAGUGCCCAAGGUUGGUCUGGUCCUGCGAAAGGGAGACGUCGGACACAACCACCCGGAGGGAGAAGGGACUUUUCCGACACGCACGGAGAAUGAAUGGCCGAUCGCCAGGACGAAAUACACACCAUGGUAUUUGACACAUGAAUGUGAAUUGAUGGAGAAGUUGCCAGCAUAUACCUCCACAAGCAAGUUGACUUACAAAGCCCUCGGUACGCUGAAGGAGCCUCAAUUGAUACAAUUUACGACGCCCCCAGUGGAGAAAGAGACCGAGAUAACAGGGCAUAUCGUGGCCCACUUGAACGUGUCGACGAGUCCGUACAUCGGCAAGAGUGUUCCUACCGAUAUCGACCUCUUCUUGACAUUGAGGCACAUCUCACCUGCCGGGAAGGAAGUCUUCUACACAGGCACGGCAGGAGAUGGAGUCCCUCUCUGCAAGGGUUGGCUGAGGGUCAGCAACAGAAAGGCCGACCCGACACAUUACAAGCAUCGACCUUGGUUGCCGUACAGAGAUUACUUUUCUACCUCCGUUCUUCCUGUGCUUCCUGGGGAAGUCUACCCGGUAGAUGUGGAGAUCUGGCCGACAAACGUUGUAUUAGAGCCAGGUGCAAAGCUUGUCCUUGAAGUGGCUUCUGGUGACACACAGGGGUGCGGCACAUUCCAGCACACGAGUUCUGCUGACAGGUCUGAAGCCAAGUUUGCUGGCAAGAACAACAUCCAUUUUGGCCCGAACUUCGUGAAUUAUGUCACGCUUCCAAUCAUACCAGCUGUAGAGUGAUAUGACAGCUAACAGCAGUAAGGUGAAAGGUGGUUAGCGAGCCUAUCUCCAGAAGGAGUGGUAUGUCAGAUAGCGGACAAACCUACCUCAUAACGUCGGAUCCCACCGGAUAGGUUGCGGCGACUAGGAGUUCAUGCGACUCAGACUAUGCCAAUGGGAACUCAUGGUCUCUCGAACAUGAGAGCUCGUCCUCUGACAAUGUAUAUAACGGUCUC